UCCAGCAAGGACGCGCAUCUAUCCGGCUUCCGUCUCGCCUCCGACAUCACCACCUUCCAGAACCGUCCAGGCAGCGCCGGCCGCGAGCCCUUCAUUAUCGGAGUGUCAGGCGGCACGGCAUCAGGCAAGACGACGGUGUGUGAGCAGAUCAUACAGCAGCUGAGGGACCACCGCGUGGUGCUCAUCGACCAGGACUCCUUCUACCGCUCCCUCACGCCCGAGGAGCUCGAUAGAGUCACCGAGUACAACUUUGAUCACCCAGACGCGUUUGACUCGGAGGCGAUGUUGGAGACGAUUCAGGGGCUCAAGGAGGGGCGAGCCGUGGACAUCCCCACCUACUGCUUCAAGACGCACCGCCGCGGCACCGCCAAGCGCCAGGUGAACCCAGCGGACGUGGUCAUCUUGGAGGGCAUUCUGGUGUUCCACGACCCGGCGGUGCGAGCGCACAUGAACAUGAAGAUCUUUGUUGACACUGAUGCUGACGUGCGCCUGGCUCGGCGCAUUCGCAGAGACACCGUGCACCGCGGGCGAGAUGUGCAGAGCGUCAUCGAGCAGUACGCCAAGUUUGUGAAGCCAGCGUUUGACGACUUUGUGCUGCCCACCAAGAAGUUUGCCGACAUCAUCAUCCCGCGGGGCGGAGACAACCACGUGGCAGUGGACCUCAUAGUGCAGCACAUCCGCACCAAGCUGGGCCAGCACGACCUCCGGAAGAUCUACUCGAAUGUGUUCGUUAUUGAGUCUACCUUUCAAAUCCGAGGCAUGCACACGCUGAUUCGCAACCGGGACACGCGCAAGCACGACUUUGUGUUCUACGCAGACCGGCUCAUCCGGCUGGUGGUGGAGCACGGGCUGGGCCACCUGCCCUUCGUGGAGAAGCAGGUCACCACGCCCACCGGCUCCACCUACGUUGGCGUGGACUUCUGCAAGAACCUCUGUGGGGUCUCCAUCAUACGGAGUGGGGAGAGCAUGGAGAAUGCGCUACGAGCAUGCGUGAAGGGCAUUCGUCUGGGGAAGAUUCUCAUUCACCGUGAGGGGGACGAUGGGAAGGAGGUGAUCUACGAGAAGCUCCCGAGCGACAUCGCGUCGCGCCAUGUGUUGCUCCUCGAUCCCAUCCUUGCAUGCGGCCCCCGAGGGCAUUCACACGCUGUGCCACGCGUUCCCGAGAUCAAGAUCGUAACAUCCGAGAUUGACGUGGCCAUCAACGACCGGUUCCUUCCCCCUCUCCCUCCCUCUCCUAACCCCCUAUCCCUCCAGGCCCCUGAGGGCAUUCACACGCUGUGCCAUGCGUUCCCGCGCAUCAAGAUCGUGACAUCGGAGAUCGAUGUGGCCAUUAAUGAACACUUCCGGGUCGUGCCGGGCAUCGGCGAGUUUGGCGACCGUUACUUUGGCACCGAUGACGACGACGAGGACGGUGGAGCCAACGGGCUGCCACUGGGGGAGAGGAGCGGCAGCAGCAGCCGGUGA
Molecule: messenger RNA, 1464 nt
Organism: Closterium sp. Yama58-4
Lineage: Eukaryota; Viridiplantae; Streptophyta; Zygnematophyceae; Desmidiales; Closteriaceae
Source: the annotation of a GenBank genome assembly